Molecule: messenger RNA, 323 nt
Organism: Mucor mucedo
Lineage: Eukaryota; Fungi; Mucoromycota; Mucoromycetes; Mucorales; Mucoraceae
Exons: 1
Coding region: 55-285 (76 amino acids)
Source: RefSeq, a predicted model, not a curated record
GUUUUUUUGGGAUGGGAAAAAAAAAAAAUACCUUUUGGGAGCAGUUUUGUGUGUAUGUUUUAUGAUAAGUAUCUAUGGGUUGGUUACUUUACUUUGUUGUUGGGAAUGAAUCACUCUUCUAUGACAACCAAUGUUAUAUAUAUAAAAAGAGAGAAGGAAGUGUGUGUACGGUUAAAAAAAAAAGAGAGAGGAAAAUAUAGUAAAAGGAGAUGCAGUCAAAGUGAGCACAGUGUAACUUACAAAUACAAUAAGGUGAGGACCCUUCUGUCCCUAAUUUUGAAAUAGGAUGGGUGGGUAAAUGGGAAGGUGGCUGAACAAAAAAA